UGUUGGGAACCACUGGACCAACCUAGUGAUCAACCGAUCGCUACCACCACCAACACUGCUAUGCUCACUGGUAGCAGCUUGACUGCUACCCGUAGAUGCGCGAAGCAUAAAUAUUUGUAAACAAUAAUAAAUCAGCCAUUGUAAUAGUCCGCGCUUCCCGCGAAUGUUUGUACUUUGUGGUCCGUAGUUUUAAUAAAGUUUUAGUAUGUUUGUUUUGUACGUUCGCGUCUAAUUUAUGUGCAACGAUGCACUCGACCACCCCGCCGGCGCGUACGUAACAGUGGCGACGAGGAAAAAGUGAAUUUUUGAGAACAUUUUCGCGCGAGUGAGUGAAAGUGUUUCCUUCACGGAAGAGGAGGAGGAUCUCGGAAGACAGAAUGUUUUCCCCACCUAGAGGUGACCGGUCAGGAUCAGUGCCGCCGGCGAAUGGACUGCAGCAGCAUCCAGCAGUUCCAAAUCACCAGCCGGGAGUGUCAUUUCAGCCACAGCAACCACCGUCGGUUCCAGUCAUCAACCCUCCUCCGUUCCUGCAGACCAGUGGUUCACAAGCUGGUUCAUACGUACCACAGCAGCAACAGCAAAAUGUUUCGUCGGUCGAUCCGGUGACGCUGCAACUUUUUCAGCAGAUGCAACAGCAAAUCAAUCUGCAAUUUCAGCAGCAGCAGGCGUUCCUCACCCAGCAGUUGGACGUAUUCCGGACGGCGAUGUCGGCAAUCCAGGUCAGUGUUCCGACGAAUCCGGAGCAAAUACUCGACUCGCUGGCGUGUAACAUCCGUGAGUUCCGGUACGAACCGGACCAAAACGUUACAUUUGGCGGAUGGUUCGUUCGUUACGAGGAUUUGUUCGCUAAAGACGCCGUUCGACUCGACGAUGAAGCCAAGGUCAGGUUGCUGCUACGGAAGCUAGGCCCAUCGGAGCACGAGAGGUACACCAGCUACAUCCUCCCAAAGAGUCCCAACGCAAUCAGGUUCGACGACACGGUGAGUAAGCUGAAAAGCUUAUUCGGAACACCAGAGUCUGUGAUCAGCAGGCGGUAUCGGUGCUUGCAAGUCAAGAAGCAAGUGACCGAGGAUUACAAGACGUUUGCCUGUCGGGUGAACAAACUUUGUGUCGAGUUCGAACUUGGGAAGCUCUCGGAGGACCAAUUCAAGUGCCUCAUGUUCGUCUGUGGGCUGAAGGCGGAAAGCGAUGCGGAGAUCAGGACGAGGUUGCUUAGCCGCAUUGAAGAGCGGGAUGACGUAACCCUGGAGCAGAUUUCAGAUGAGUGUCAACGACUUCUCAACAUCAAACACGAUACGGCGAUGAUCGAGUCAGCGUCGUCGUCGGCAGCAGUGCAAUCACUGAAGAAGCAGGACGGAAAGAAGAACUACCGUUCCGAGAGGGGAUCAGCAGAAUCAAGAUCCAGUCCUCAGAAGGGCGCCCGUCCAGCAACGCCUUGUUGGAACUGCGGUGCCAUGCACUACUCCAGAGACUGUCCGUUCCAGAAAAACCGGUGCAAGGAAUGUGGUCAAACCGGUCACAAGGACGGAUACUGCUCCAGCGCGAAGAAGAUCAAGUCUCCCAGCAAGCGGUACACAGGAAGGCAAGCGAACACAAGAAGUGUGCAGGUGAAGAACAUCCGGAAGCGACGAAGGUUCGUGAAAGCGGAGGUCAACGGCAGGCAAGUCAGUCUGCAGCUCGAUACUGCGUCGGACAUCAGCAUCAUCUCCGAGCAGACCUGGCAGAAGAUCGGGCAACCUGCAUCAACUCCAGCGACCGUCCAAGCAGCAACAGCGUCGGGUAAACCCCUGAAGUUACAGUUUCAGUGUUGCUGUGAAGUCGCCAUCAAGGGAGAGAAGCGCACUGGUCGGUUCUUUGUAGUCAAGCAGCAGCUCAAUUUGCUUGGACUAGACCUCAUCGACGCGUUCAACCUCGGGUCGGUGCCAAUGGACCAGUUCUGCAACCAGGUUCGCAGCUCUCCGACUUCCGUCAGCUCCCUCAAAGCAGCCUUCCCGGGGGUUUUCAGCGAUGCACCAGGGCUGUGCACGAAGGCGAAGGUAAAGUUCACGCUGAAAGAAGGAAAAUCCCCAGUGUUCCGGCCGAAGCGACCAGUGGCUUACGCCAUGUACAGCACCGUCGACGCCGAACUGGAUCGGCUUGAAAACGCGAACAUUAUCACCCCAGUCGACUUUUCAGAAUGGGCAGCUCCCAUCGUCGUUGUUCGCAAAGCAAGUGGCGCCGUUCGUAUCUGUGGAGACUACUCCACGGGCCUCAACGACGCUCUCCAGCCACAUCAGUAUCCGCUUCCGCUGCCGGAGGACAUCUUUGCUAAGUUAGCGAACUGCAAGGUGUUCAGUCAAAUCGACCUGUCGGAUGCGUUCUUGCAGGUAGAAAUGGACGAAAGCUGCCGGGAGAUGCUCACCAUCAACACUCACCGAGGUCUCUACCGGUACAAUCGGCUCCCACCAGGAGUGAAGGCAGCACCCGGAGCAUUCCAGCAGCUCGUGGACACGAUGCUCGCUGGGCUAGAAUGUACGUCGGGCUAUCUCGAUGACGUUCUGGUCGGCGGCGUAGACGAAGCAGAUCACCAGCGUAACCUCGAAGCAGUUCUACGUCGCCUCCAAGAAUUCGGAUUCACCAUCAAGGCCGAAAAGUGCUCAUUCGGCCAAAAGCAGAUAAAGUACGUCGGGCAUCUCAUCGACGAGCAAGGUCUGCGUCCGGAUCCAGCGAAGAUCGAAGCAAUCUGCAACAUGCCAGCACCAACCAACGUCACCGAAGUUCGCUCGUUCCUGGGAGCGAUCAACUACUACGGGAAAUUCGUCCCGAGUAUGCGCAAGCUUCGCUAUCCGCUAGACGAGCUCCUCAAAGCAGACAGGAAGUUCGCCUGGACAGCGGAGUGCGAGAAGUCCUUCACCACGUUCAAGCAGGUUCUUCAGUCGGAUUUACUUCUGACGCAUUACAAUCCGCAGCUUCCUAUAGUGGUUUCAGCGGAUGCAUCAUCGGUAGGAGUUGGGGCGACCAUCAGUCACAAAUUUCCAGAUGGGUCGCUGAAGGUAGUGCAGCAUGCAUCCAGAGCACUGACAGCCGCCGAACAAGCCUACAGUCAGCCAGACCGCGAAGGACUUGCGAUCAUCUUCGCCGUGACCAAGUUCCACAAGAUGCUGUUCGGACGGCAUUUCACGCUACAAACCGACCACGCACCACUGCUUCGAAUCUUCGGUUCGAAGAAAGGCAUCCCAGUCUACACAGCGAAUCGGCUUCAGCGUUGGGCACUUCAGCUGCUACUCUACGACUUCGACAUCGUCUACGUGAACACCGAGAAGUUCGGGAACGCCGACGUUCUGUCCCGGCUCAUCAACCAACACGUCAAGCCGGAAGAAGACUUCGUCGUAGCCAGCGUCAUCACCGAGAACGAUGUAAGAUCGAUAGCAUUAGAUGCAGUUGAUGCACUUCCUCUCCAUUUCAGGGCGAUUCAGCAGGCCACCCGCUCCGACCCUGUUCUUAGCAAGGUCUACCGCUACAUUCAGCAAGGUUGGCCAAAUUCCAAAACUGCCAUCCAGGACCGAGAGGUUCAGCGGUUCUUCGACCGUAGCGACUCACUGUCCACGGUUCAAGGGUGCGUCAUGUUUGCUGAACGCCUUGUGAUUCCCAGCGGUUUCCGGAUGCGUUGCCUACACCAUCUCCACCGAGGCCAUCCGGGGAUCCAGCGCAUGAAAGCGAUUGCGCGCAGUUACGUGUACUGGCCGUCGAUCGAUUCGGACAUCGCUGCGCACGUCAGUGGUUGCCGCAGUUGCGCAGCUGCAGCCAAAAGUCCGCCCAAAUCAGCGCCGCUGUCGUGGCCCAAAUCAACACAUCCGUGGCAGCGGGUUCACAUCGAUUACGCUGGGCCUAUCGAGGGAGAAUACUUCCUGCUCAGCAUCGAUUCGCAUUCCAAGUGGGUGGAAAUCGUCCGGACCAAGUCGAUCACAGCCUCAACUACCAUCGGAAUCCUACGGAGUCUGUUCGCUCGCCUCGGCAUGCCAGAAACGCUAGUCAGCGACAACGGAACGCAGUUCACCAGCGCCGAGUUUGCGCAGUUUUGUCUGGAGAGCGGGAUCAAUCACGUGACCACCGCACCGUUCCACCCGCAGUCCAACGGUCAGGCAGAACGUUUUGUGGACACAUUCAAGCGAGCGAUCAAGAAAAUCCGAAAGGGGAGAGGAGCUAUCCAAGAAGCACUGGACACCUUCCUGAUGACAUACCGUUCGUCACCGAAUCCGUCAGCACCCGAAGGCAAAUCUCCGUCUGAAGUCAUGUUCGGGCGCAAAAUACGGACCAGCCUGGACUUGCUUCGUCCGCCAACAACAGUCCAGCCGUCGAACGAUCAUCAAGCUGCACGGUCAUUCGGGAAAGGUGAUCUGGUGUACGCCAAGGUGCACUCGAACAAUUCCUGGAGAUGGGCACCGGCGGUAGUAUUGGAGCGGAUAGGUAACGUCAUGUUCAACGUGUGGGUGGAAGACAGGCGUAUGCUUCGGUCGCACAUCAACCAGUUGCGUAGCCGAGCAGGUGCUGACAACACACCAAAUCCCAGCACGAUUCCGUCCAAGGCCGGCAAACAUCAGUUGCCUUUGGACAUCCUGCUUCAAGCCUGCAAUCUGCAUCAGCCAAGUCAUGCUCAUUCAGUACGCCAUUCUCCAUCACGUUCACCUUCGCUAACUCUAGCACCAUCCGUUCCGGUGGCACAGAUGCCAUCGACGCUUGCAGCACCAUCCGAGCACUCGACUCCACUGCAAGCUACACCAGCUCAACCGAGCCUGGUCUGGGUUUCUCCAGCCACGACGGAGACUCGUGAGUCGUCUUCUGUGUCAGCGUCAACGUCCAGAUUCCCAUCAUCGGCAACAAGCUCCGCAGAGUUUAUGUCAGCAACAGAGACCGAAACAGCUGGCCCGUUACCUCGCCGCUCUUCACGUCAACGAAGACCGCCGAUAAGGUUCGACCCGUACCAGCUGUAUUAAGAGGGGAGAUGUUGGGAACCACUGGACCAACCUAGUGAUCAACCGAUCGCUACCACCACCAACACUGCUAUGCUCACUGGUAGCAGCUUGACUGCUACCCGUAGAUGCGCGAAGCAUAAAUAUUUGUAAACAAUAAUAAAUCAGCCAUUGUAAUAGUCCGCGCUUCCCGCGAAUGUUUGUACUUUGUGGUCCGUAGUUUUAAUAAAGUUUUAGUAUGUUUGUUUUGUACGUUCGCGUCUAAUUUAUGUGCAACGAUGCACUCGACCACCCCGCCGGCGCGUAC
Molecule: messenger RNA, 5256 nt
Organism: Aedes albopictus (Asian tiger mosquito)
Lineage: Eukaryota; Metazoa; Arthropoda; Insecta; Diptera; Culicidae
Exons: 1
Coding region: 378-4973 (1531 amino acids)
Biological process (GO): proteolysis; DNA integration
Molecular function (GO): nucleic acid binding; aspartic-type endopeptidase activity
Source: RefSeq, a predicted model, not a curated record